UUACGACAUCAGCAGAGCAUACAGUUUUUUUUAAAUGCGUCAGUACAGGCUAGGUGUGGCAUAUUAUCUCCAUACCAAUUUUUAAAAAUAUAUAUUUAAAUAUUAAACGCAGAAAACUUCAUUAAAAGUUGGUCUAUAAUGGAGACUUACAAACUGCUGAUCACGACGAACGCCAGAUACUUGGGAUCAGGUACGAACGCAACCGUGUGUGUAAAAAUUACAGGAGUGACCGGCAACGCCACCAAAUGGACAAAGUUGGAUCAUUUUUUCAGGAACGAUUUUGAGAGGGAUACAGCGGAACAAUAUAUUGUGGAACAUGAUGGUGAACAAGUUGAUGAACCUCUGAUUGUACAAUUAAAACUGACAGGCUUGUUACAAAGUGACAGCUGGUUGUGUGAUGAUGUCAUAGUUGAAUACAUUGGACAACGUUUCGAGUUCCCGGUGUUUGAUUGGAUAGAAGGAGAUGAAGUAUCUGUUACACGGGGAGAUGCAACUCUGCCUCAAAAUGUCACCAAUGCUCAAUGCCGAAAACUUCGUGCAGAAGAAAUUGAGAAAAAUUUAAAAAAGUUUGAAUGGCAGCCUCACCCCAAGUCUGACAAGGAGCUGAGUUGGGGAGUGAACCGUUACAUGAAAGCUUCCAACUACUUUGAGCUACCAAGCAUCCUCAAGAGAACACAAGGACAACUUGAACUAGCUGCAGGAUCGGGUCUCACUAUAGCUCUGCACAUGGGAACGAAUUUGUUCAAAAACUUGUUCUGCAAACUGAAAUAUUUGAAUGAUUAUAAGAAACUUUACAGCAAAACUGGCUUUAAUGAUCCAAUGUUCAUUGAUGAAUGGAAAACGGAUAAAGAAUUUGGACGUCAAGUUCUAACAGGAGUUUCUCCACUUGCAUUUGAAAGAUGCUGCAAAAUUCCUGAAUAUUGUGGUGUAACAAAUGAACAUGUAUCUGGUUUGUUAGCUGAUGAUAAAACAUUGGAAAGUGAAUUAAAGGCUGGAAAAAUUUAUAUUGCUGACUAUUCUGACACGUUGGAUAUUGAAAGAAAUGACAUUCCAGGGUCGGACAAAAAGUUUAUUUGUGCUGACUGUGUGGCGUUAUUUUACGUCAAUCCCAAUGGAGAUUUUCUUCCCAUAGCAAUCCAACUUUGUCCGAAUGAAGAAGAGACAAUACACACACCUAAAGGAAAUGAACAUGACUGGCUUCUUGCAAAGAUAUAUUUUAGAGCUUCUGUUAGAAGCACUCAUGAGUGGAUAUACCAUUACCUACAAACACAUGCUGUGUCUGAAACUUUUUGCAUUGCUAUGUUUCGCAACCUUCCACGAAACCACCCCAUGUAUAAACUGCUCCGACAACACCUACGCACAGCACCAGCUAUUAACACUGAUGGACGUCUCCUACUAGUUCCAACCGGAUCACUAGCGAACAAGGCCAGUCACCUGAAUGCUGCAUCUUCAGUGAGGAAAAGAUACAAAACAUUCAAGUUACAACAAAUCGAUAUCCCAAAGUGCCUCAAAUAUAAAGGUUUGGACGAUCCAAAUCUUCUUCCUAACUUUCAUUACAGAGAUGAUGCAUUAGAUGUUUGGAAUGCAAUCAAACAAUAUGUUGCAAAUGUAGUUAAUUAUCAUUAUACAUGUGACAAGGACAUAGUGGAUGAUUAUGAACUUCAAAGCUUUAUGUUCGACACUGCACAUGAAGGCUUUGGUUGGCAAGACAAUGACUUAAGAGGAGUCCCUGACAAACUCAACACCAGAGAUGAACUGAUUGACAUGACCACCAUCAUUAUAUUUGCAAGCACUGCCCAACAUGCUGCUGUUAACUUUGGACAAAUGGAGACUUAUUGUUUUAUUCCAAAUGCACCAGGAAGCAUGAUACUACCACCUCAUAAAAGAGGAGAAGCAGAUGAGAAAAGAGUGAUGGAUUCUCUUCCAGGAGUUGUGGUUUCAAGCAUUUUAAUAAGUUUCUCAUUUGCUCUAUCAGAGUAUGCAAAAGAUGAAAUAUUUCUUGGCGAUGUGCCGGAUAGAUUAUUCACUGAUCCAAAAGUUAUUGAAAUGCAAGUUGCUUUCAAAAAGGAACUCGUUAAACUUCAAUCAAAAUUUGAAGAACGAAACAAGAAAUUGAAAUACCCUUACACCUACCUUUUGCCUGAUAAAAUACCAAUAAGUAUUGCAAUUUAAUGUGCAUGGAUAAAAAUGUAUAUAAAUGCGCUUGUUUGCGUAUAAGCUUGUAAAAGUUAUGUAUGGUCCUAAUAAUCUUGUACUCUUAUUAACAUUAAUACACAGAGACCUAAUAUAUAAAAAAAAAUAUAGGAAUGUGCAUAUGUCGAACACAAAAUUUAAAUAUUGCCACAAGUGGUGUUAGAGAGCGAGCAGGACAACAUAAUGUGUGCACAAGCUGCAAGAGGUAACCACAUUUCAAAUGUGAUCAUAAACAAAACCAAAAAUUUA
Ciona intestinalis (vase tunicate) is the source of this 2442-nucleotide messenger RNA. Lineage: Eukaryota; Metazoa; Chordata; Ascidiacea; Phlebobranchia; Cionidae. The record is from RefSeq and is a predicted model, not a curated record.